AUUUGACACAGAGGGCUUCUCAGGUGCAGCAUCGCGCUAAACCACCUGGCGGCGCACCUCAAACACGGGGAUGGAGGGUAAGAGUGUUGUUACAGGAGCCACGCAUCUCCAUGUUGAGCAGACUUCCAAACAGAGAAAACAUUUUCGACAUUGACUGCCUUCUCUACAACUAACACACACGUGGAUACGUUGUUGUUUGUUUUGUACGUUAAAAGAGUGAUUCAUUAUAUGUAGCAACAAAAAAAAGUUGGACGACAGUUCUAUUACAGUAGUCGUGUGUGUGUGUUUUUUUUUUUUUAACAACGGUAGGCUAUGUGCUUAUGUUGUCUUUUAAAACAUCGCUGUUUAUUUGUAGAACCAGCUUUUAACCGCUGUUUAUUACGUUACUCAUAAGUUUAGUUUCCUAUGAUUCUACUUUAACGUAAACAGGCCUCGUUGACAACCCAGUGUUUACAUUCCUCAAAGGUUAUUUAGCUGCAGAGACGCUAGCCCCUCUGACUUCCUUACCUACUGCGUGAACUUACUAUGGGUGCGCUCACGACACUUUUUUUUUGCCGGCUAGAUUGCAGACGGGAGUCUGCGCGUAACGUCACGGUCUGUGCAGACGCAGCGUGGACAGCUUUGGUAGAUGAACCACAGUUCUGAGCAGAACCAAAAUGGAGGUGGUGCUGAGAGAAAUUCUAAUCGCAGAAGAGGAUGCAAUGCAUUGGAAACAGUCCCUGCUAUAAAGAGAUAAUAAUAUAAACGUAUGUUUUGUGAAGAGACAAAUUAAUGAGUAUUGUAACGGGCAGCAUUAUUAUUAUUAUUAUUAUUAUUAUUAUUAUUAUUAUUAUUAUUAUUAUUAUUAUUAUUAUUUUACAUGUUUAAACCUUUAGAAUAAAUAUUUGAAAAGUAUAAUAACUGUGUGGAAAAAGAGUCAAAUCAUUUUAAUUUGUAUUACAAAUCAUUCAUAAGACAAUUAAUGACGUGACUGGAAGGCGAUUCACACCCCCUGACUAGGUGGCAGUAGCACAUGGAGUGAGGAUUGUCUCUGGUUGCCUGCACACUUCUUUGUCAGCCAGCGCUCGUCUAUUGUUUGAGCCGCGUCUGCUCCAGCGCAGGACCUGUCAGGAGAUGCGCGGUCUGCGCAGAAUCUGCGCUCGGGAGAUGCGUGACCUGGUGACGUCUUUUCCGGGUGAGUUCACGCAGACGGGAUUUUGGACAGGUAUUGCACAAAAUAUAUAUGCGUACGUGAACGCAGCCACAGACUCGUGAACCCACCCCCAGUGUCAACCUAGCAUCAGCUGAUCAUUUAUACCCGUUCAAACUGCGGUAGCAGUCGUUUGGGAUACAGAUGUAAUAAUGCGUGUGUUUAUCAGCUGUUACGAUAGUUGUUACUUGUUUCAGAUAUAAUUGAUGUUGAUUGGCGGGAUUGUAGAUUAUGAUUCGACCAAUUUGCACUGGAUUAAACUGGAUUUCAAACACCGGCGGUCAGGGCUGCUGUUUUAUCUGAACAUUUAUUAUUACAUUUGGAAAACAUGUCUGGACCAAAUGGAGAUCCCAACGUUUCCAUAGGAAUAGACGAAGAGGAGGAGUUUGGCGAAGAAGAGUAUGCAGCAAUCAACGCCAUGCUGGACCAGAUCAACUCAUGCCUGGACGACCUGGAGGAGCGCAACGACAGUCUCAACACCAAGCUGAAGGAGCUGCUGGAGUCGAACCGGCAGACGAGGCAGGAGUUCAGGCAACAACUGUGCGAGGGGCCGGCCCAGACCCCGCCAUCACCCCCACCACCAUCAUCUGAGCUGGGGGGCAGGGAGGAGCAAUGAGGAGGAGCCCAUGAAGCUGCCCUCUCAACCUCCAAGGACUAGAGGAGUCAGGGAGGGAGAGCAGGACUUCAAGUAGAAACUGGGUGAGGCACCAACAACAGAAAAGAGAGCAGAAACUAUAGAGGAAUAAGCUAGACUUGGUCCUGAGGUUCAUGGGGCAGAAAAUACCAAUAUACUUUCCAAAGGAAAACAAAUGAGCAAGUAUAUAAUAAAUGUAUUGUUAGUUCAGCAACUUCACAUUCCAGGAUGUGGCUAGUACUGCAUCUACAGGUAGUAAUAUCGUUAACCCUGCAACAACAACAACAACUUCAGUUUUAUAUAGCGCCUUAUCAAAUACAAUAUCUAAAAUAGAAAUAAACAAACCAAUCAUAAAAUCAGGACAUAAACUGAAAAACCAGAUUUGGCUUAAAAGCUUCUCAAGGGCCUUAACCAAAUGUGAGACCGAACAGAUAAAUCUUUAGACCUUUUUUAACCUAUCGACUUACUGGCAGUUCCUGAUGUCAACGGAGAGGUCAUCCCAUAGCACAGGAGCCAGGUAGCUAAAGGAACAACCACUGAGACCAGCCCGUUUCACAUCAGGAACUACCAGCAGGUCAGCCUGGGAGGAUCGAAGGGUACGAACCGCAGAUAUCCAAGAUUCAGUGUCUGCAAGACACUCAGUAAGCACUAAUGAUCAGAAGAAAUGUUAGUGUUCAGUUUCAGAUAUAGCUGUGUGUCAUCUGCAUAUGAAUGAAACUGAACACUGUGUCUACAGUGUCUACAGAUGAGCUCACCCAGGGGCAGCAUGUAGAUGUUAAAGAGCAGUGAGCCCAAAACUGAGCCCUGGAGACACCAGAAUUAACAUCCAAGUGAGCUAGUGGAGAUUCACUAAAUUUAACUCCAUGAACUAUAUGACAGUCAAAAUGUUUUCUAUGGAGUUAUUUAUCUUUCUCCAUGGCACAGACAGUCAGGACUGGGUUUAUUAAUUCCAAUCCCCAUCACAAUCUAUAUGUAUGGGGCCUUCCUGGGUACAAGAGGCAGUAAAAUAACCCACAUUGAUGGCUUUACUAGACUGCUAAACUGUUCCCUAGCUCCCUCUAGGCCUGUCUUCAAGUGAACUACCUUUGCUGUGAAAACCCCUAGAAGUUGUGUGUGAGGGUCUCAGACCUUCAGUAAUUGUUCAAUUCAAAACUAUUAUACCUAUAACAGUCUUGUGUUUGAAAUCCUUGUAUAGGUCAUAUUUAUUUUAUGGUGUCUGUUCUUAAUUUGUCCAGGGUUACAUGUAGAGAAUAUAUAUUUUUAAAUGCUUAAUUAAUAUCUACAUUUUGUAUACUGUACAUUUACACUAUGCUGUAAGAGAAACCUUCUCAAAUAUGUGAUACUACAAACCUCAAUAUGUUUGUAUAUUACAGGAAAGGCAGCCAAUAUAAACGAAUCUGUUAUUUAAACAUUAUAUUUAAUAAAGUAAAUUGAUACUUUAAUUUAACUUUGUGGGAUCUAGUUUUUUUCCUUGGAGUAUAGUGUGGCAUUGCUGUACCUUAGAUCCUCACCGGCAACAAAAGAAACAUAAAAUCAUAGCCCUCAUUAACUGCAAAAGUUAAGUGUAAAUGUAAUGUAUCAAAUUACAUACAUACUGCAUGUGUUAUGAUUUUUUCAAAGAAAAAAAAAAUUGGUACUAAAUGGGUUAAGACUAGGACUUUUGAAAGUGUAAUUUUAAGACGGAUAUCUGUAGUGAGACAAUACCUGGCAUUUACAUGUACAUAAAAGUGGUUCUACCGUGUGCUGAAAAUGUCUAAGCAUGCUGUUUUGAAUAGUAAUAAAGCAAUAUAUUGUCUGGGA
Molecule: messenger RNA, 3623 nt
Organism: Acipenser ruthenus (sterlet)
Lineage: Eukaryota; Metazoa; Chordata; Actinopteri; Acipenseriformes; Acipenseridae
Product: bublin coiled-coil protein-like
Exons: 2
Coding region: 1518-1805 (95 amino acids)
Source: RefSeq, a predicted model, not a curated record